AUGUGCACCGGGGCCGAAGAGAAGCCCCGCAAGAUCUCCACCUGGUGGUUGCCUGGUGGUUUCCGAAUCGUUCAUUCACAUGCUUGCCGGGAGGAGUUGCGGGCCUACCUCUUCUUAUUCAUGGAGGCGGCGCCCACGUGCUCCCAGCUUCGCAGCUUGGCGUUCAGUAACGGCCUGUGGUCCGAUGCAGCUUUCUGGAAGGCGUAUGCCGGCGUUUGCCUGAAAGAACACUGGCGAGAAGCCAACGCUGCGAUCUUGAGGGAGCGAUUUCGAGUCUGGCUCUUCCACCUCGAGGGAGAAUGGGAGAAAGACUUCGCUGAAGUCAUUGAGCAGGACGAGUUUAUGUCGGGCCUGAUGCCUGCAGACCGGGGCCCGCGAACCGACCAGUUUGUCCAGUUGGUCUGCUCGCUGCUUUCACGGUACAACCCCAAGCAGCUGGAUGAGAGAUGGGCUGCAGAGAGCUGCCUCUCCAAGGUUGAACAGAGGACCGACGUCUUCGCUGACGAUCAGGCAUGCGAACUUGAGGUCGCUGGAAAGGUCCAUGCUGGAGCAGCACUUGGAGGCACCCUGCAGGAUGUCAGAGCAAUAGGUCUGUUUGUUCAGGCAUCGUGGAUAUGUAUCGUGGAAGGGCCAGGGGCUUGGAAGAUGAAUACCCUGUACCUGCAUCUAGGUGUGCAACGGUGCAGCCAUGCCUGGCAAUGUCUUCAUGGUUCUUGGCCGUUGAACUCGAACAUUAGCUUAAGGAGCCUUGCACCCAGAUUUCACUUACGGGCAUUUGGCCGAAGUGGCAUACAUGGCGCAGAAGCAGAAGGAGGAAAAGAGCAGAAGAAGACAGAGAGUCUGGGCAGCCAGUACCCAGGACACGGCCGAGAGCAAGUGGAGAAGAACCUCCAGACUCCAGACAAGCUAAUCGCAUGUGCACUAGAAACAGGGGCUAAUGCCAGAGUCCCGGAUGACCUGGUUCCGCGAUUCACUGGCAAGGUUUCUGUAGCACUGUUCCCUGAACCGACUGUUGUGAAGCUGUUAGCUCUUCUACGCAUAAAUCGGCCGAUUUAUGCAAGUUGCACGAGCUGGUUGGCGCAACUGAGUGCUGUCCUACGUGCUUUGCGCCUUCCAUACUCGUCGGAGCAGGGGUGGGAUCUGACUAGCAUGCUGGGCUCAAUGCUCGAUUCCUUUGAUUCCUGUGCUUGCCUGCGUGGGCUUCGCGCCUGUGCAGGAUGUGCACGCCAAGCGAGCGGGCCAGGAAUCAUUUUCAGCGGCACGGGCUCAUCUUGUGCCCAGCCAAUGAUACGCUGUGCCAUCGGAGGUGAGGGUGCCGUUCCUGGUUGCCAGUCCUGCGAAGUUGCUUUACGCUAUGGCCGCAGCAACCCAAACUGGAGAAACAACGUGGGGUUGAUUGUGAGAUGGGAGCAGCCGGAUGGUCAGGUGAAGCAUGUGCAGAUCGACUGCGGCAAAACCUACCGCGAGUCAGUGCUCUCGGUAUACAAAGCGCACCAGGUCUUGUCACUGGAUGCAGUGCUCCUGACACAUGACCAUGCUGAUGCAAUUCUUGGCUUCUUGGCCAAGGGCUUCGGAAAUUGUCUGGAUGACCUGCGGCAGGUGCAGCCCUUCGACCCCGUGAAGCGUCAGGUGAUGGGCCCGCCGAUCCGCUGCUUCUGUGACCGCCGCACGCUGCUGCACUGCCGACGUGCGUUUCCAUAUUUGUUCCCCAAGCCGGAGAAGGUCCUUGGCCUUGUGCAGGCUUUCUGCCAGUGCAACAGCGACUGCAAUGGCGACUGUGGGCCAGAGCAGAUGAGCGAUGGGCCCAAUCAACCGCAGAAGCUGACACGCUUCGUGGCCAGCAUGCAGUGGCAGGAGAUUCCCGAGGAUACCUCCCCGUUCUCCGUCGAUGGCUUCCCGUUCCAUGCCCUGCCGGUCCUGCACGGCGCCGACUACACCUGCUUUGGGUAUGGCUUCGGCCCACGUGGCUCACGAGUGGUCUACAUAUCUGACUACACGGCCCUCCUGCCAAAGACCGAAGCUUUGCUUGAUCGCUGGAGCCAACAGCCAGCCCGCACCUGA
Molecule: messenger RNA, 2061 nt
Organism: Symbiodinium natans
Lineage: Eukaryota; Dinophyceae; Suessiales; Symbiodiniaceae
Source: the annotation of a GenBank genome assembly